Messenger RNA from Plasmodium relictum, 885 nucleotides. Its product is annotated as conserved Plasmodium protein, unknown function. The record is from RefSeq and is a predicted model, not a curated record. Bases 1 to 885 code for a protein of 294 amino acids. The transcript has a single exon. Lineage: Eukaryota; Apicomplexa; Aconoidasida; Haemosporida; Plasmodiidae.
AUGAUAAAUUAUUCAGGAAAAUUUUAUAUUAAUUUAAUUUUAUUAAAUAAAAAAAUAAAAAACUCUUUUAAUCGUAUGUUCUCAUCAAAUUCCAUUUUUCAUCAUAAAACUGAUUUAAUAAAAAUUAAUGAAGAGAUAAAUAAUUUAGAAGAGGCACUUAUUAGGCGUAUUUCAAAAAUGAAUAAUACAGCAUUAGCAUAUUCAUGUGAAGAUAUAAACAAAAAUAAAAUUAACAACCCUCAUUUAUGGGAAUUAAUUUACAAAAGAACAAGAGAAAUAAGUAAUUCAUUUGUAAUAAGUGAAUUAGUUGUAAUGUUUCAUGCUUAUUGUAAAAGCAUAUCAUUUGAUCCAAAUUUCAUAAAUUUAAUAAACCUUUUUUGGAAUUUACUUGAAAAUAAAUUAUGUGAUCUUGAUUAUUUAUCUUUAAUAGCUUUAUAUGUCUGUGCUGAAAAAACAAAAAAUUCUCAAAAAAAAAAAGAAAUAGGUAAUUUACUUUUGGAGUGUAUAUUUAGUGGAUGUGAAAAUAUUAAACUUAAAGAAGAAGGACUAAUGAUAAUUUUAAAAAUAUUAUGUAAUUAUAAAAAAAAAAUUGAUGAAAAACAUAUUAAAAAUAUAUGUAAUAUUAUACAAAAAGUUGAUGUAAAAGAAAUAAGGAAUACAUUUUUAUGUAUGCAAUUUUUUUUAAAAUACAAAGAAUUUGAUGAACCUUUCAUUAUAAUAUUAAAAAAAAUUCAGUCAUUAUUAAUUUUUAAAAAUGUAAAUCCUUAUCUUGUUUUAAAACACUUGUAUUUUAUAUCUAAUAUUAAUAAUCCUAUCAUUUUGCAAGAAGUUAAAAACACUUUAUCUAUUAUCUAUUUAUCACAUAAUAUAAAUAAUGGGCAAUAA